Molecule: messenger RNA, 4617 nt
Organism: Perca fluviatilis (European perch)
Lineage: Eukaryota; Metazoa; Chordata; Actinopteri; Perciformes; Percidae
Gene: kbtbd2
Product: kelch repeat and BTB (POZ) domain containing 2
Exons: 4
Coding region: 681-2576 (631 amino acids)
Molecular function (GO): protein binding
Source: RefSeq, a predicted model, not a curated record
AGGAUUUGUGUCUUCAUAAACAUCCUUUACUUCUUCAGUUGUAUCUCCGUCUGUCCGCCAGAUGUCGCUGUUCCUCUGUUAAACAGGACAAGCUGCUUAGUCUGUGCGCAUGCGCAGUAUCCUCAUUUGGCCUCUGGUCUUUUAGACGCUUAUGAUGCGCAGAAAAGGUUGUCCGCUGCUCGGCGCUUGUACACAACUGUUUAAUGUCUAAAUUCGGCCUGAGGAGCCCACUUGGCACUUUCUGCUGACGACAAGAGUCACCGCGACGGUUCACUGUAUGUGGAGUCUGCCAACAGUUACUACGAGCACUGAUGUAGCAUUGUUGCGACAGUUGUGGUUACUCUCCCUCUACCUCCGGUCCCCAGUGCCUCACUGCAUGACCUCAGACAACAGUAAAAUCCACGAGGCCUUCCUCGCCCAGGACCCUUUCCUCUGGACUCCUGACUGCUCGGUAGCCAACAGCACCACAAUUUUCUCAUCUCCUCUUCCAACAGAAGAUUUUUUUUUCCAGUGGAGUUGAACGCCUCCACUUGGGUCAGUGGAGGUGUUGAAGAGCCGUCCCCCAUCCUAUUUAUCCUCUUGAAUCUUUCAGAAUAUUUUUUUUCUCCUGGUUGGCUUGAGCCCGGUUCAGCCGGCCACGUGACUAUUCAAAACUGGGGCGCGAUUCAUGGGAUGCAACCAUGUCGGAUCUCAGUGAGCGCAGGCCGGUCAACACGGACUACGCUGUCUCCCUGCUGGAGCAGCUCAAGUUCUUUUACGAACAGAAAUUACUGACUGACGUUGUGCUGCUGGUGGAGGACACAGAGUUCCCAUGUCACAAGAUGGUCCUGGCCACAUGUAGCUCCUAUUUCAGGGCGAUGUUCAUGAGCGGCCUCAGCGAGAGCAAACAGACCCACGUCCACCUGCGCAACGUGGACCCGGCCACCCUGCAAAUCAUCAUCACCUACGCCUACACGGGCAACCUGGCCAUCAGCGACAGCACCGUGGAGCCGCUCUACGAGACCGCCUGCUUCCUUCAGGUGGAGAACGUCUUGCUGCAGUGCAGAGACUACCUGGUGAAGAAGAUAAACGCUGAGAACUGCGUCCGCAUGCUGAGCAUCGGCGACAUGUUCAGCUGCAGCGAGCUAAAGCAGAGCGCCAAGCGCAUGGUGGAGCACAAGUUCCCCAUGGUGUACAGGCAGGAGGCCUUCCUUCAGCUCUCCCACGAGCUGUUGAUAGACGUCCUGAGCAGCGACAACCUCAACGUGGAGAAGGAGGAGACGGUGCGCGAGGCGGCCAUGCUGUGGCUGGAGUAUAACAUGGAGGCGCGCUCGCAGCACCUGUCCUCCGUGCUCAGUCAGAUCCGCAUCGACGCGCUGUCCGAGGUGACGCAGCGCGCCUGGUUCCAGGGCCUGCCGCCCAACGACAAGUCGGUGGUGGUGCAGGGCCUCUACAAGUCCAUGCCCAAGUUCUUCAAGCCUCGGUUGGGCAUGACCAAGGAGGAGAUGCUGAUCUUCAUGGAGGCCAUGUCGGAAACGAGCGACGCGUACGUGAUGGCCGGGGCCUUGCCUACCACGGUGGUGUGUUACAGCCCGCAGGCGGAGAAAGUGUACAAGCUGAACAACCCCCCUGGCGACCUGCAGAAGGUGGGGACCCUCGUUACGCCAGACAAUGACGUGUUCAUCGCCGGUGGACAGAUCCCUCUCAAAAACUCUGUCACCAACCACGGCAAGAGUGGCAAGUUACAGGCGGUCUUCCGCUCGGUCGAUAGCUUCUUCUGGUUUGACGCCCAGCAGAACGCCUGGGUACCCAAAACCCCCAUGCUGUGUGCCCGAAUCAAGCCCUCCCUGGUCUACUGCGACGGCUACAUCUAUGCAAUCGGGGGGGAUAACGUCGGGGGAGAGCUGAACAAGCGCACGGUGGAGCGCUACGACUGCGAGAAGGACGAGUGGAGCAUGAUGAGCCCCCUGCCCUUCGCCUGGAACUGGAGCACCUCCGUGGCGGCGCACGACUGCAUCUACGUGAUGACCCACGACCUGAUGUACUGCUACUUCCCCCGGGCCGACACCUGGGUGGAGAUGGCCAUGCGCAAGACGAGCCGCUGCUUCGCCUCCGCCGCUGCUUUCGGUGACCUCAUUUUCUACAUCGGCGGCCUCCACGUGGUCAGCAACUCGGGCAUCCGCUUGCCCACGAGCACCAUCGACGGCUCCUCUGUCACCGUGGAGAUCUACGACGUCAACAAGAACGAGUGGCGCCUGGCCGCCAACAUCCCUGCGAAGCGUUACUCGGACCCGUGCGUGCGGGCGGUGGUGCUGCUCAACUCGCUGUGCAUUUUCAUGCGCGAAACCCACAUGAACGAGCGCGCCAAGUACGCGAUCUAUCAGUACGACAUGGAGCUGGACCGCUGGUACCUGCGGCAGCCCGUGUCCGAACGCGUGCUCUGGGAUCUGGGCAAGGACUUCCGCUGUGCGGUGGGGAAGCUGUACCCCUCCUGCCUGGAGGAGUCCCCCUGGAAACCCCCAACCUACCUCUUCUCCCCCGACGGAGCCGAGGAGUUCGAGGUGGACGGGGAGCUGGUGACCCUCCCUCACGUAUAGCUCUUAACCUCUCCUCCCCUACCUCGCUGACUGAACCAGGAAUCUAACGCUGAGGGAUGAACAUGAAGGGGGGGAGGGAGGGAGGGAGGGAUCAGUUCUCUUAAGAUAUGAAAGGGUUCAACGUUCUCAGCUACAGCUGUUGUAACAAUGCAGCCCAAAACAAGCUCGGAGCGAAAAGAUGCCCCUUUUUUUCCUUUUUCUUAUUUUGUCAGUUGUGACAUCUGUUAGAUAUUAUUACAAGUCUGUCAUACUGUUUCUACAAUGUGAUAAUCUAAAACGUCAACUGAUUUUGUGAUGAUGAUGAUGAUGCACUUAACUGGUAAACCUUCUCGGAAUGACAAUGGCAACUGUACCAAAAUCCCUCCCCGAUAAUGGUUUCCCUCUCUUUCCCUCCUCUCUUCUCUCAUCACUAAUAAAGGAACACUCUGUGGAAGAUCUAUCAUUAUGAGUAUAAAACUGUGUGGCUUGAAAGGCUCUCUGAAAACGUAUAAGCUGGCUCCUUUUGUAGAAGGCAGCAGUCUGCAGUCGGCCUGGACUCCAAUGGAGACCCAGUUCAAAUUGUUCCAUAGAAAUGUCUCAAACCAGUUUUAAAGAGCAUUGGUGGUUGGAGAAGUGUUUCUGCAUGUUUUUGAUAUUGCACUUGCAAGUUUAUAUUGACCGUGCGAGUAUUAGUUUGAUGACAAUAAACAUUUCCGGAGCUUUCAGCCACAUCUGGCGGCCUUCAGUGGAUGGUUUGCCGAGUUCAUACAGAGAUGGUUCGAACUCCAUCCGUUUCCAGUAAGUGGACUUGGUGCUUUUGUCAAACUACUGAUUUAAUAAUCAAUAAUGAACCUUUUUUUUUUUUUUUUUUUUUCACGUGAUAAUUAAACCAUCUCUAGGACAACUGAGCAAACUCUUAUCUUACUGAAGGCCACAAGAUGGUAGUUGAAAGCUCUGGAAAACUUUUGGAUUGGAUCUCGUUUUGUCAAAUGCAUCGAGAGUUAAUCUGUCCUUUUUAACUUAAUCUUCUAUAAAAUGUAAAAAGCCCACAUUUAGAUCUUUGAAUAACCACAUUCCAACUCUACAAAAUCCUAAAAGUCUUAUUUUUUACAAAGAUUGAAAAACAAAUUCCUACAAUUGAGAAGCUGGGAUGAGAGAAUGUUUGUUUUUGACAUUUUUGCUUGAGAAAUGACUUAAAUGUAAAGAAAAAUGUGCAACCAUUUUGAUAAUUGAUUCAUCAUUUAAGUCAUGUUUCAGACAUUUUAAAACGUUCUCUGGUUUCAGCUUCUCGGAUGUGAGGGUUUCGCUGUUUUUCUCUGUUUUUACAUCUUUUGUAAAUUGAAUAUUUUUGAGUUUUUGGACAAAAUGGGCAACUUGAAGACUUCUCAACACUGGGAUCUUGUGACGGCUACUUAUUUGCUGUUUUCUGACAUUUUAUAGACCAAACAAUGAAUCGAUAAUAUGCGAUUAAUAAUCCUGUCAAUUGACUAAUCCUCGUAGCACCAGUUGUGGUUCCGGGUCUCCGUUUGAAUCCAGGCUGACUUACAACUUCCAUCCUCCACGAAUAAGCAAAAUACAAACCUUUCAGAGACACCUUUUUUAAAGCUUACAAGUAUUUGAUAGAUUUGAGUGUGUUCCUUUUUUAAAACCGGAUCAAUGUAUUUCUUCUUAAAAAAAAUAAAAAAUAAAAUAAAAAAAAUAAGGCUCCACAGAGGAACAGGGGCCGUGGUUUUCGGGAGGGGUGGAAUAAGUAAGGGGCGGAGAGGGUUCAGAAGAGGUUGACUGCAGGUCCGGUCACCUCUCGUCCCUCGCCCCUCUGUCCUCCACCCUGACUCCACUAUAGCGCCUCCACAGCCUGCCUGUCGCUCUGUUAGUACACAGGUCUUCCACACAGCUAGCAGUUUACACCUCACUCCAUCAGUCGUCACAUUAGCAUUUGUUUUUCUUUCCAUAAGGGUCUCUGCAGACACACACACACACACAACUCCACUCUCAGUAGGUUUCGGGCUCAUGCAUUUUUUAUUUUCCAAGCUGCUGAUAUAUAUAUACAUACAUAUGUAUA